This is a messenger RNA of Lotus japonicus, 2541 nucleotides long. RefSeq names its product transcription factor MYB3R-5-like. Gene Ontology annotation, molecular function: RNA polymerase II cis-regulatory region sequence-specific DNA binding; DNA-binding transcription factor activity, RNA polymerase II-specific. The transcript has 8 exons. The record is from RefSeq and is a predicted model, not a curated record. Gene Ontology annotation, biological process: regulation of DNA-templated transcription. Bases 275 to 1501 code for a protein of 408 amino acids. Lineage: Eukaryota; Viridiplantae; Streptophyta; Magnoliopsida; Fabales; Fabaceae. Gene Ontology annotation, cellular component: nucleus.
CACAAGUGUCAUCACAAUAUUUUAAGGGCUCAACACUCAGGCCCAGGCCCAAUAAAGAGUGUUAAUGUCCAUUUCCGUAACUCCACAAUCCACAUUACACAGCAUGAAAAGUGCGACGCAAGCCGUUAAGUUGAAUUUGUUUAGCUUCCAACACAAGCUGCACACUCAGACUCAGAGGCCGUUUAAAAACCCACUCACUCCACUUGCGUCGUCGUCGUUUCCAAUUCCAUACCAGUCUCUCUCUAUUUCCUAACCGCAUUUCCAGAAAAACGCCAUGUUUGAGGUUAAAAGCGAGCUUGAUGAUUUCGAAUUCGAUUCACCUCGUCGAGAUUUGCUUCAGUUACGUCUUUAUUCGCCCAAUUGUGUUAGCGACACUUCUCCUCUGGAAACAACCCCUGAUGCAAGCAGAAUAAAAGCCCAAGUUAGACGCUCGUGUUGGACAGAGGAAGAGGACAACCUUCUGAUUGAGACAGUCAAGAAGCACGAUGGAAGGAGCUGGAAGAAAAUAGCUACAUAUCUUCCAGGGCGCACCGACGUUCAAUGCAUGCAUCGCUGGCAAAAGGUUUUAAAUCCUGAGCUUGUAAAGGGACCAUGGACAAAGGAGGAGGACGAUUGCCUCAUUGAACUAGUCAGAAAGUAUGGUUUGAAGAGAUGGUCUGUUGUUGCAAAAUUCUUACCAGGUCGUAUUGGGAAGCAAUGCCGAGAGAGAUAUCAUUUCAGGUGGCACAAUCACCAUGAUCCAGCUAUAACGAAGGUUGCAUGGACAGAGGAAGAGGAAUCAGUACUUGCUUACUAUCACCAAGUACACGGUGGUAAGUGGGCAGAAAUUGCAAGGAUUCUUCCUGGAAGGACUUGCAAUGCUAUAAAAAAUCACUGGAACUGCUCAAUGAAGAAGAAAAUGUAUGCAUCACCUAAUGAAACAGUUUCUCUCAAUCAGAGUCACUGGUUGGCACACAGUAUUGAUAACUCAUCCACUAAAUUGACUCUUCAAAGCACUUCUGGGGUGGAAUUUUCCUCUCCAAAGAGCUAUUUUAAUGGGGAAACUCCUAAGGCCUCAAGACAAGGAGAAAGCAGAUUGAUUAAUUUACCAACAGACUUGUCUUUGAAUAAUUUUCCGGAUAUGCUUGCUACAAAUUUGUUUUGUUCCCCUCUUGCCACUACUGUUCAUUAUGAGGCAUAUGAAUCUCCCAAGCGGCAAAAGGUUUAUUCUUCAGAUGCAGAGUUUACUGUUGUUGAUGAAUCUGACAGUCCUCAGUGUGAGAAGAAAGACCAAGUUGGAAGUGAAAGCCACAGCAAAAUCAGCUCUAUGCAAGAUACAGGUUGCUCUUAUGUUACCCCAAAAUCUAAAUUCAGUAAUUACAUGGGUAGCGUCAGCCCGGAAUCUGUACUAAGGAGCUUAGCAAUGAACUAUGAGAACAUUCCUUCUAUUAUAAGGAAAAGAACUCCUAGGAAAGCUUCCACUGCUGACUUAAGUGAUAGUGCCAGAACUCUGCAUCUGUAGUCUUGAUGCAGAACGCCUAAUUGGCUUUGAUAAUUUAGAACCUGAAUCAGAGUUAUUCAAUUCCUUCAUGUCAUAUAGAGUAGGUCAUAGCUAAAUCUCUCGAAGAAGUCAUGGUUAUCACUCAAGUUUUGAAGCAACAAUUCUUUUUCAGAGUUAUCCAUUCCUUCAUGUCAUAUAGGUCAUAGACUCAUAGCUAAAUCUAGCGAAGAAGUCAUGGUAAUCACUUAGUAGUAUGUGUCAAACUUGGAAGUUGGAUCCAAACACGCAUAUGUAAAUGUUCAUAAUUUUGGAGAUAAAGAAAACAUGGAUAUUAAAUUAGUUUGUGCAAGGGUUCAUUCAGAAGAAUGUCACAACCAAUUAUCUUAAAAACUUACGUUAAUAUUAGGUAAAAGACCAUUAUAAAGAGGCUCUAAUCGAUCGUGAUGAUCUAAUUGUCAUCUUGGCAAUGAUUGCUAAUGGAGAGGUAUGAAGAAUAUUUGUUGAUCCGAGCAUCUUGACAGACUUUAUAAUCUAUAAAUGCUUUAAGAAUAUGGUGUUUUUAGAUUGCGAUUUAUUUGUUUCUGAAGCAGAUUUAGCCAUUUUAAAUAAAUAUUUGUAUAAAUUUUAUCUUACAUUGCAUAUUAUGUAAUUAUUAAGGCCACAUAUCAAAUUUGUUACCACUAUCAUCUUAUAACAUUGUCACCACCACUACCGCUAUCGGCGUUGCCACUAUGCACGACAAUCAAUUCCACCACCCCUUCACAAUCACGGUCACUACCACCACCGCUACUGUCACAAGCCCAAAAUUACCACCUUACGUUGCCACCACUUUCACCACUAUUAUCAUCACCACUCUCCAUCACCACCAUUAGAACCCAUUAGUUUGAAGUACCUCUUAUAUUUUCAUUCAACUCCACCAUCACCACCCGUCCACCCCUUACAUACAAACAUGCCUGUAUCAAUUUAAAAUUAUAUGAUACUUUAAAUUUUUAUCAUAUCUUAUGGAGUUAUGGUACUAGACUUAACACCAUUAAAGUUUAUACUAUAUAAAUAUAACUUAC